Messenger RNA from Cephus cinctus (wheat stem sawfly), 5941 nucleotides. Its product is annotated as probable basic-leucine zipper transcription factor N. The record is from RefSeq and is a predicted model, not a curated record. Gene Ontology annotation, molecular function: p53 binding. The coding region runs from base 923 to 4462 and encodes 1179 amino acids. Gene Ontology annotation, biological process: regulation of apoptotic process. NCBI's taxonomy places the organism in Eukaryota, Metazoa, Arthropoda, Insecta, Hymenoptera, Cephidae. The transcript has 11 exons. Gene Ontology annotation, cellular component: nucleus.
UCGGAUUGGCCGUAGUCACAGCUCCAUAGGCAUGAGGCUUUAAUCUCGUUUACCGUAGUGCGUCGGUGCUCAGUUUAAGUUACCUUAGCUGCACGGGCAGGCGGACAUUUUGUAAAGCCGCGCCGAAAAAACGCGCUCUCUACGUGCUACGCGGCAGAUCGUAUAUCCGCCGAAAAAUCGGUCGCGUCCGACCUGCCCGACGACGGACCUUAGGUUAGGAACGCGAAAGCGGUGUCGUGUUAUCGAGGUGAGGAAAGUUUUGCAUGGCCGUUUUUCAAAAACGACCACGUUAGUACGACGUCCGUUAUGCGAGGUUGCCCCACCGGUGGCGCGCCGUUGCUGUGAUACGUGCGGGGUAUUUGUUCUAAGAGGGCAUUAGUCCUUACGAUAUUUGACAAUCCAUGACAGCCAUAACAUUGCCGCUUUGUUUGGCUUCAUUUUAUCUUUCCACGUAUCCAGUAUACGGACGACCAUACUCGGGCAUUUUUGGCUUUUCCCGCCAAAGAAAAAGGGAACGCCAACAUAACCUAUUACUCUUAUUCGGUUUCGCGAAUUGAUAUCGGAAACGACAGUGCUCGUGAGUUGCUUGAUUAUCUGUGAACCCAUUUGUUUUAUGUCGCUCCGUGUGUAUCCGUCAGUGUAUUCUCGAUUCUGUACAAUAAUUCAUGUCUGUCUUAUUUUUCGAGUGCGCCUUGUGCAAGUGAUUGGUGAGUGUUACCGCGAUGGUAUAAGAGCAAAGUGUUAAAAAUAAAAGAAUAUAAUCAAAGAAAAGUUUUACGUUACAAAAAGAGUAUAUAAGUAGGAUACAAGUGUGACAACGCAGACGCUUCUGCCUUUUCAAAUUCUGGAUUACGCGGGUGACUCGAGGAUAACCAAGAUUUUGCCGAUUCAUAAAAAAGGUGGCCGCACGGACAGAGAUGGCAUGAGGGAGGGCUCCGGCAACGUUGCCGAGGUGUUACCAGUGGGCGGGGGCGGCGCUGUGCUGGUGCUCAGCGAACUUGAGAGCAUGGCGGCCAGGCAGCAGCGAGAGAUCGCCCAGCAACGGCGUCUCCUGGAGCAACGCGAGGCUCGGCUUGCCGUGCUUCGAGGGGCACAGGAGCCAGCACAGCAAGACAGACUCGCAAGGCUGAGGCACAGACUGGAUCAGCAACAAAGCAAGCUCAAUCGUCUGAGACUCCUGAGGUCCCAGACGGACCAAUCACGUGCCAACAAUGCUACGCUGACCUCCGACCUCGACUGCAUAAGGGCCCUCUUCAACGAGAAGGAAAAGGAGCUCUCGCUGGCCGUGGCGAAGGUCGAGGAACUUACUAGACAGCUGGAGGAGCUUCGGGGUCGACAUAACAAUGGCGCCGGGCACCUUACGACACCGGCCAGCGCAGAGCUUGAGAAACUUCGCAGGGAGCUUAUGUAUCGCAACAAAAUGAACGAGCAACAAAAUCAGGUCGUCUCGCAGCAGCGGCUCGCGCUGGUUCAGAGACAGGCGGAGAUGGCCUCCAUAGACGCCAGGAUAGCUCAGCUUCAAGGACGCCUUCAGAGGAAACGAGCACUCAAUCAGAGACUCAGCCAGCAAUUGGGUUCGUCUAAUCGGGCUGCGAAUAAUCCAGCAUUCGCCGAUUCGAAAUUGGACUUUAAUAACAGUGGCAAGUCUAGGCCUGCUGGGAAUAUAGCUGCCAUCGAACCCUAUUCGCAUAUACCUAACGACAAUGACUUCACUUUGAAUAAAAGUGAUCCCAAGUAUCAAACUUUACCGUACAAUACAAAGUUCACAGUGAACUUCAAAGCUGCUGAGGAUGACGUUAAUAAGAACAAGAUUCAGCACAGUGCCAGCGCGUCGCAGAUUGGUCAAAGGUCGUUUCAGCAGUUUGGACAUCAGAUAGCACACAGUCAAUCUCAAUCGCAUAUUCAGGGUCAGUCGCAGCUUCUUGGGGCAAAUCAGCAGCAGACCAGUCCUCAGGGCUUUGUUGGACAGCCGGGAAACGUUCUGUCGACAAAUAACAAUGGGAACAAUAACAACAAUAACAACAACAACAACAACGGGCAUAAUUAUCCUCAGGAGACUCAACAGAAUUUACGACUUCAUGGACACCAGCAGCACAAUACUCAACAGAAACAACACAGCUCCACCAAUUCGUCAAACUCGAGUCUCGCCAGCGGACAGUCCAUAACUCAGAAUCAGAAUCAUCGAAAUCUUCAAACGCACCAGAAACCAGUUUCGAGUGUAGCGCCGAGUUUUCCUGUAAAGUCACCAAUCUAUCAAACUUCCUCGACGAAGAUCCACCCGGUGAUGCCUCAGACACUUAGUUUAAUAGGCCGGGGGCAUUCGGGCACUCAGGGAUACACGGGUUUAAACAGUCAAAGCAACGGGCCGCAAGGUUCUCAGGGUGUUCAGGGAAAUCCGGUUCCUCAAGAGCAAGGAUUCGCUCUCAGGCAUAAUUUCCCAGGAAUGGGCAAUCAGCAUGCGACGCAGAGUGGAAGUCAGGUGGCUACGGGGACCAGCUAUCAAACUCAAAUUCAAGGAAAUCUACAACACAAUCCAUCUCACAUGGGUCAAAAUCCAAACUUUACUGGUUACACAGCACACGGCUAUAAUCAAACACAAUCAGGGUUGAAUACUGGAAACCAGGGUGUUGAAUCAUCAAACGAUAGAGUCAAAUUUGAAUCGAAAUCGGAGAAGUAUGAACAUCUCUUGUCGGGAAAGCAUGAACAGUCGCGUUACGAUCAAAAUCUAAUGAAGUAUGACAAUCAACAUGGAAAAUAUGAUCAGAACAAUCAGCAAUCAAAGCAUGAACAGUCUUCUGGAAAGCAUGAGUCAAUUUCGGGAAAGUAUGAAAACCAAAUGAAACAUGAUUUACAUGGGAAGUUUGAUCAUACUCAAAAAUAUGAACAUCCACAGUUCAAGCACGAACAUCAGAGCACGAAGUACGAUCACAAUCAACAGUUCAAACACGAGCCAAUGAAGUACGAGGGUGCUGGGACUCAGCAAUUCAAACAAGACCAAGUCAAGUACGAUCAGAAUCCAUCAAAGCUGGAUCAUCUCACUGGGAAGUACGAACAAGGUUUAGGUAUCAAACACGAUCACGGUGUUAAGUUCGAACCACCUGGCAAACUUCCCGACAAGCCGUAUGAAUUCGAGAGGCUGAAAGAUAUCGACAGAAAACAACCCAUGGGCUUUGUAGAAGCUAAGGGCGAGGAUAAAACAAAACCAGCACUGCCGCCUAAACCAAGUAAACCAAAUCCACCGCCAAGGUUAACGCAUCAUGAGAAAAUUGAGAUAAGUUCAGACGUAACCAGCGACGGAAAAGCCAGCAUCACCGUGGGAUCCAGACUCGAGAAGGAAGAGGAGAUUCCUCCUAUACCGACGUCCGAGCCACCGGAAUCUCCAACGGAAACGCAAAUUGGUACUCAUCAAAUUAUAAAGGCACGACCCUUGACCCUGAAGAAGCCUCCACUUUCGGAGCAGCCCAAGCUACGUUACGCUAAGUCAAAUGUCCACGUGUCCAUAAAUCGACGGAUUGAGAUGCCCCCGGCCUUCCUCUUCCCCGAGACUGAGAUACCAGCCGACCUCAUGCAAACGGAACAGCAACAGCAACAGAUUAGUGAAUCUACGGAUAUUGGCUGCAAGAAGCCGACUUCCGUAGGAAAUCUGAUCGACGAUGGGAACGAGAAACUCGAGGAUUCCGAUAUCGUCGAUGCUCUGAAUGUUAUAAAUAUCGAGGACAAGCUCAAGGCAAAGGUCGACACCGAACGUAGACCGGAAUUCGACGGGGAUGGCAAGACGGAUGUUAUCAGAAGGAAGAAAGGAAACCUUAAAUCAACUACAGGGAAGGCUAAUCUCUCUAGAAGAGUCUCCUUCGAUCCUUUGGCACUACUCCUGGAUGCGAGUCUUGAGGGUGAGUUGGAGCUCGUGAAGAAGACUGCCAAGGAGGUGGCCAAUCCUAGUUCAGCCAAUGACGAGGGCAUUACCGCUCUGCAUAAUGCAAUCUGUGCUGGACACUUGGAGAUUGUGAAAUUCUUAGUUGAGUUUGGCUGCGACGUUAACGCACAGGACAGUGACGGAUGGACCCCGCUUCAUUGCGCCGCCAGUUGUAACAAUCUGGCCAUGGUGAGGUUCCUAGUGGAACAUGGUGCCUGUAUCUUUGCUACGACACUGUCGGACCACGAGACCGCAGCGGAAAAGUGCGAGGAGGAUGAAGAGGGCUUCGACGGUUGCUCUGAGUAUUUGUACAGUGUUCAAGAGAAACUGGGCAUUAUGAACAAUGGGCAAGUGUUCGCCGUUUUUGAUUAUGAGGCUCAACACACUGACGAGCUUACCUUGAAAAAUGGCGACUCCCUGGUCGUCCUCAGGAAGGGCGACGACAACGAGAGGGAAUGGUGGUGGAGUAAAUUGGGACACAGGGAGGGUUACGUACCCAGAAAUUUAUUAGGGUUAUAUCCAAGAGUGCAGCCAGCGAAAGUGGACUAAUUUUAAGAAGAUUUUGAUAUCUGCAAGAGAUUCGUAAUAUCGAAACACUUAUCACCACAGUAUUCAAUUUGCAGCUUUAUCGUUAGGUAUCGUAGGACAUUGUAAUAAUAUAAAUGUUAUUUUAUUUAAACGCGCGUCUCGGGCGUCGUGAAACGGAUAUCGACACGAAAUACUCCUUCGGGCAUUUCCGGUACCACGAACGAUCUUACGGUAAUAUUUUUCUCUGUAUUACGUACAAAGGCAGAAAGUCUUUCGAUGACGAUCAAUUGCGAGACACGUGACUCUCGCAUUUGUACCCUCCUUACUUCCCCAUAUCCCCAUUCUCAUUCCUACUCCAAUUUUCCGUCCCACAAGUGUCCCUCUUAAGUAAAUGGAAUGCACUUAAUUUCUCAACAGGGUCUCGAAAUUGCUCGAUUUUAUAUUUAUAGAAGAUCCAACUCACAGUUGCAUUACGCUCUUUACUGCUCUUUAAUUAUGAACGACAAUGGCGAGUUUCUCUUAUUUUAUUAUUUUAAGUUCUCUUUCUGCCGUUACUCACCACCUUUAUCCGUAACAUUUGGAUAAAGCGGCUAGAUCUAAUUUUCUACUUCGCGUCAGUGAAGCUGAGAUUACGUAUUAGAUAUUUCUCCAUAUACAUAUAUUUUUUUGGAAUCAUGUUUUUAUCUCGUUUCCUUUAUUUUUCUUUUUUUUUUUUUUAAAUUUUAUUGCGUCUUCGCGCUGGAGGUACGAGGCGUAAAGAUAUGUACUUAUUAUUCGGAUUUGUUUCACCUAAAUGCUUUAAGUUUAGAUGAAGUCAAAUUUUGUUUCUUACGAUGAAUCUUGUUAAGUUUUUGUCUCCUUAUCACACUCUCUAUUUCGUGCGUAAACAGACAUACACGUUCAUUUUUCUGUCGCCUGAAAUUUUCGAAAUCCUGUGGUCUCUUUGGAUUUUGAAAAUGUUCCUAAGAAGUGUAUAAUCUAAGCUUGCCAAUAUAUAUAUAUAUAUAUAUAUAUAAUUAUAUAAAAGAUAUAUGUAUACAUAUGUAUUAAUAUUUUUAAAUUUUAUCUGGGCCACGCGUUGACGACCCAAGAAUCUCUGAUGAAUUUGGCGACAUGCACGUUUACUUGAUUGCGCGAUUAAAUUGGCUAAGAAUAACGUAGGACAAGGUAGCGUUGAAAUAAAUAGAAAAGAUGCUAUUUAUAUCGUUAAUAGUGCAAAACGAUGAAAAUUACAUUCGCGCAGAUAGGCAUUGGCGCUCAUUGAUUGCACGCGCAUGCUGCGUAUUACAUUAUUAUCGCAUAUGUAUAGUGUGUGACAUGGUAGUUGUUAAAGUUACACCAUGACGGGCUUGAUGGAAAAAUUAAAAAAAAAAAUAUAAGAGGAAGAUAUUCGAGACGAUAACUGAUAAAUGAAAUAUGUGCCUUUAAAAGUAAUAAUGAAAAUAUUAUGUAAAAGAUUGCACGAUAUAUUAUGAAAGGAAAUAAAUUGUUUUUAAUAAA